Molecule: messenger RNA, 2194 nt
Organism: Spinacia oleracea (spinach)
Lineage: Eukaryota; Viridiplantae; Streptophyta; Magnoliopsida; Caryophyllales; Amaranthaceae
Product: amino acid transporter AVT1A
Exons: 12
Coding region: 209-1798 (529 amino acids)
Biological process (GO): amino acid transmembrane transport
Cellular component (GO): vacuolar membrane
Molecular function (GO): L-amino acid transmembrane transporter activity
Source: RefSeq, a predicted model, not a curated record
CUCCUUCUCUCACUCUUUAUCUCUCCUAAAUUUGUCUAUAUGUUCUUCUUCUCUAUCACAUGGGUCUCUCGUUGUCACGCCGUCCUCUCUGUUCUCUAACCUAAAAGAUUCAAUAAAGUUUCAUUCUUAUUUUAUUAUUAAUAAAUCUCUUAAUCUUUCUGGGGUUUUCUUGGUGGAAAAUUGCUCAAUUUUUUUGGUAGUAGUAAUAAUGGCGGGAAAAUUGAAUGAAGAUACCCAAUUUGUAUUGGAAGAUGAACAUGAUCUAGAAGAUAAUAGUCUUGUACUCAGUUGUAGCAGUGAUGAUGACAAUCAUGAUGAUAAUUAUAAUGUUGACGAUGAUGAUGACAGUGCGGCUUUUACCUCUCAAACCUGGCCUCAGAGUUUCAGAGAGACAACAGACUCGUAUACCCUUGCUGCGUCCCCAGGCUUUGCAUUGCUUGGUCGCUCUCCUAGCAUGCGCAGCAGAAGUAGCGUAGAUAUUGAUGAAAAUAAGAGUCCCUUGCUACCAGAAUAUGGGAGCAGGUACCAGAAAGAAGACUAUGACAAGUUAUCGAAAAUGUCAUCAAGGACAUCUGCUUUAGGCUCCUUGCACGAACAUCUUGCUGGAGAGCUACCAAUUGGUCAAGGAUGCACUUUCACUCAAACUGUAUUUAACGGAGUAAAUGUUAUGGCUGGAGUUGGGCUUCUAUCUACUUCCUAUACAAUAAAAGAAGCUGGCUGGUUGAGCCUGGUAUUCUUAUUCCUCUUUGCUAUAGUAUGUUGUUAUACAGCCUCCCUAAUGAGAUAUUGCUUCGAAAGUAGAGCAGGGAUUAUAACUUAUCCAGACAUUGGCGAAGCUGCGUUUGGGAAAUAUGGACGUUUGUUCCUGUCGAUUGCGUUGUAUGUGGAGCUAUAUUCAUAUUGUGUAGAAUUCUUAAUUUUAGAGGGAGACAAUCUUACCAGGCUAUUCCCUGGGACGGCCUUAAGUUGGGGUGGUUUUUACCUCGACUCAACACAUUUAUUUGCAUUGCUCACUGCCCUUAUUGUUCUACCAACGGUGUGGUUGAAGAAUUUACGUGUAAUUUCUUACCUUUCAGCUGGUGGGGUAAUCGCAACAGUGAUGAUUGUUUUUUGUGUUCUGUAUCUUGGAACGGUGGAUGGACUUGGGUUUCAUCACACAGGGAAAUUUGUGAACUGGAGUGGCAUGCCCUUUGCUAUUGGUGUGUAUGGAUUCUGCUACUCAGGUCAUUCAGUUUUCCCCAAUAUCUAUCAAUCAAUGGCGGACAAGAAAAGAUUUACAGCGGCACUGAUAAUCAGUUUUUCUUUGUGUGUUUUGAUAUAUGGAAGUGUUGCAGUCAUGGGAUAUCUCAUUUUUGGCGAGGGCACACUGUCCCAAAUCACUCUAAACAUGCCAAAGGACUCUAUUGCUUCUAAUGUUGCACUUUGGACUACGGUGAUUAACCCAUUUACAAAAUAUGCAUUAUUGUUGAACCCACUAGCUCGAGGGAUAGAGGAGUUGUUACCUGCCCAAAUUGCUCGUAGCAACUGGUGUUUCUUCGUUCUGAGGACAAGUCUUGUUAUUUCCACACUUUGUGUCGCUUUCACGGUUCCAUUUUUUGGUCUUCUAAUGGCUUUAAUCGGUUCACUUCUGAGCAUUCUUGUGGCUGUGAUCUUUCCAGCUUUAUGCUUCUUGAAAAUAAUGGAAAAGAAGGCGACAAAGAUGCAGGUGAUAGUAAGCACUACCAUUGUUGUGUUGGGAGUUAUUGGUGCAGCUUUGGGGACAUAUUCUUCAGCAAGACAGAUUAUUGAGAGUUACUAAGUUAUUGAUAAUUUGAUGUUGACUACGAUUUCGACUGGGCAGACAGCUUUGCUUUUAAAUGCUUUUAAAAUCUCUAGCUGCUCGCAAAAGAUAUAUGUAUAGUACAUAAAUAAACUCAGAAAAUCCGCUCUAGAGUCUGUCACUUAUUGGGGUAAGGUUGCGUAUUGUGGAUCCUCCUGCACGUGCCCGUGUUGAUGGAGUUUUGGUGGUGGUGGUGGUGGUGGUGGUGGUUAGUUUUGUUACAUAAAUAUUUGGUGGUGGUGGUUAGUUUUGUUACAUAAACAUAUUAAUUUUUUCGGAAAUUUCAUGAAAUGCCCUCGAGUUUUGCCAUAAUUCACCAAACGCCCAUCAAGUUUCAAUAAUUCAUAAAAUACCCCUCGCAAUUCGUACAAAUAC